Dermacentor silvarum is the source of this 1126-nucleotide messenger RNA. RefSeq names its product L-aminoadipate-semialdehyde dehydrogenase-phosphopantetheinyl transferase-like. Bases 183 to 1052 code for a protein of 289 amino acids. The transcript is spliced from 5 exons. Gene Ontology annotation, molecular function: magnesium ion binding; holo-[acyl-carrier-protein] synthase activity. Gene Ontology annotation, cellular component: cytosol. NCBI's taxonomy places the organism in Eukaryota, Metazoa, Arthropoda, Arachnida, Ixodida, Ixodidae. The record is from RefSeq and is a predicted model, not a curated record.
UGGACGCGCCCUAGUCGCUGAGUGCGUGAAACCUGUGGUGAAACUAUGAAAGCACAGUGAAUUAAAAUGCUCAUUUCGUAACAAAUUGUGCCCCGCUUAGAAGUCGUAGCGCAGCGUUUUUUUUUUUUGCAAUACUGCUGUUCUCGAGUUAGGUAACGUAUUACCAGGGAGCAGCUUAACUGAUGUGUAGCAGCGACUGCAGCAGUAUGCCUCGAAACUCCGUAAGGUGGGCAUUUAACGUUCGUGCAUGGCAACCGACUCGAGAGCAGUGGCUGUACGCCUUGCGGUGUGUUCAACCCGAAGAAAAAGAGCGCAUCCAAAAGUUCGUGUUCACUAAGGACGCCAAAGCAUCAAUGAUCGGCAGACUUCUGCUCAGAAAAUGCAUCAGCGAACUUCGUCAUGUGCCCUACCACGACAUCCACCUCGGUCGAAAUGAGCAUAACAGGCCCGUCUUAACACAUCCACAACUUGCAGUUCGCUCUUUCGACUUCAAUGUCUCGCACCAAGGGGAUUUCGCAGUGUUGGCAGCCGAUGACUACCCCAACGUCGGCGUUGACGUCAUGAAAACAGAGUAUUCUGGUGGCAAAACGAUACAAGAGUUCUUCGCAGUCAUGAAGAGGCAGUUCACGCCAAAAGAAUGGAGCUUUGUUGAGCAGCCAGGUACAGAGAGUGAUCUGCUCAGACGUUUUUAUAGACUUUGGUGCUUGAAGGAGAGCUUUGUCAAGGCUACAGGCGCUGGACUGAGUAUUGAUUUGCAGCGGUUGAAUUUCAAUUGCCUAACAAAAGAACUCAAACAGGGCACAAUCACAAGUAACACGAAGCUGUAUUUUGACGACCAGCUGCUUAGCGACUGGAUAUUUCAAGAAACAAUGCUUGAUCAUGACCACUGCGUCUGCACAGCCCUCAACGUUGGAAACGAGACCACUUCACCAGAUUGUAAGCUCUUCACCGUGCUGUCCUUCGAUGAACUUACCAGUGGAAGUCAUCCUUUGGGUUCAUCAAACGACUUUGACUGGACCCAAUUCACAGAAAAGUCAGAAUUUCCAAGUUGAAACAUGAUGUCACGCUAUUAAAUAUCCUGCGCACAGUUUAUUUUUCUUCAUGUAAAUAAAAGCAUUUUCAGAAA